This is a messenger RNA of Ricinus communis (castor bean), 1654 nucleotides long. RefSeq lists its product as uncharacterized. The record is from RefSeq and is a predicted model, not a curated record. Lineage: Eukaryota; Viridiplantae; Streptophyta; Magnoliopsida; Malpighiales; Euphorbiaceae. The transcript has 6 exons. Gene Ontology annotation, molecular function: GTPase activity; GTP binding. The coding region runs from base 171 to 1373 and encodes 400 amino acids.
GCAAAAUGGGAUUGGCAGUUAAAUAAAGUCGGAGCUAGAUCCGAUUCGAGUUGCAGUUGAAUAUUUCUCUUUCCCUCUCUUCUUCUGAAGGUUUUGAAAAAAGAAUUCAGUGAUCCAAAGCUUCAAUUGAAUUCCCAGAAUAAUCGGGCUGACAAAAAAUCAGCUAAGAAAUGGAAGCUACAUCUCUAGAGAAUCGACCCGGAAUCUUAAUGAUCGGAUCCUCCAACGUUGGCAAACGGACUCUCCUCUCCCGAUUGUUAUCAGUGGAUUUUGAAGAUUCUUCUGAUUUACCGACUGAAUUAGUUGCCCGUGGGUGGACUAUUAAUACAAAGUAUUACACAGCUGAUGUUUCUGUAUGGAUGGCUCAUCUUCACGAUGGAUUUUCCAUCAGUUCUCUCCCAAUUUAUAGUAGCCUCACUGCUUUAGUGAUGGUUUUCGACAUGAAUGAUCUAUCGUCUUUCGCUGCAAUUCAGGAUUGGGUAUCUCGCAUUGAUAUUCACAAGUUUGAAAUAUUAUUAUGCAUUGGAAACAAAGUUGAUCUUAUUCCAGGUCAUCCUGUCCAUGCUGAGUAUAGAAGACGCUUACUGAAACUUGAAGAGUCUUCUUCUGAUACUUAUACAGAGUUCUCUGGAUUUGGGAUACUGGAAACUGAAGGAAGUAGUCUAUUGGGUGGUGAGGAACCUGCAUGGGAGAUCAAGAGGUCAUGUACUGAAUGGUGCAGUGAGCACAGCAUUGAGUACAUUGAAGCCUGUGCCUCUAAUGCUGAUUUCGACAAAUGUUUAUCAGCUGAUGGUGAUUCACAAGGAGUUGAACGUCUACUUGUUGCUCUUUCUGCUCAUAUGUGGCCUGGAAUGGUUUUAAAAUCUGGAAGCAGCAUAACUCAGCCAACAUUACUGUAUAAAGAAGACUUGUCAGAAGAAGAAUCUGAUUAUGAAUUUGAGUAUGAAGUUCUAUCUGCGGGUUCAGCUGAACUGUGGGAUGACACACAUGGAGGAUGGGUUUCUGCAAAUGGUACUAGUGCUGUUCCAGAUUUAGGGGGAUCAGCUGAGCAGAACAACCAUAAUAGAGAUCACGAUCAUGAGGUCUGGGAAAAGUUUGAUGAAGAGCUACAGCCGUCGACAUCAGCGGUAGAAUUAGAGGAUGAUAAGGAAGUGGCGACCAACAUAGAAGAUCCUAGCAAAGGCACUGAAAUAAAUGAGGUUUCACCUUUUGAAUUUGAGGAUUUAGAUCAAUUGAUGUCUGAGAUUGGAAAUAUUCGUGACAACUUGAGGUUUAUGCCUGAUUUUCAAAGAAGAGAAAUGGCAGCAAAACUAGCCAUGAAAAUGGCUUCCAUGUUUGGCGGUGCCAGCGAUGAAGAAGGGGAAAUUGAUUGACCCAAUGGAUGUCAAUUUCUGGAUUAAGUAAAUUUGUUUUUUAUAGUCCUUGCAUCCGACAAACAAUGAUUUUGGAUGGUUAUCUUCAGUUCAUUCUUUAUACAUAGUUAAAAGGAUGAGCUUCUUGAAAUUGUAUGUUGUUUUUGCUUUCUUCACCUUUAGUAUAAGAACUGGUUGAUGAGGAAUUGGUGCAUGUAGUUAUGUGCUCAAUCAUUUAUACCUCAGUUAUUGAGUAAAACUUAAAUAAAUAUUUGGAAAUGGGAAAACAUUAGUUAUGCUUU